Messenger RNA from Lachancea lanzarotensis, 528 nucleotides. It is a transcript of the gene CNB1, whose product is annotated as LALA0S03e07338g1_1. Gene Ontology annotation, molecular function: calcium ion binding; calcium-dependent protein serine/threonine phosphatase regulator activity. NCBI's taxonomy places the organism in Eukaryota, Fungi, Ascomycota, Saccharomycetes, Saccharomycetales, Saccharomycetaceae. The coding region runs from base 1 to 528 and encodes 175 amino acids. The record is from RefSeq and is a predicted model, not a curated record. The transcript has 2 exons.
AUGGGUUCUGGUGUCUCCAAGGUCAUGGAUGACCUCUUAGAAGACACGAAUUUUGACAGAGACGAAAUCGAAAGAUUACGGAAACGGUUCUUGAAGUUGGAUAGAGAUAGUUCUGGCUCCAUAGAUAGAAUGGAAUUCAUGUCGAUACCUGGUGUUUCUUCUAAUCCGUUAGCAGGAAGGAUUAUGGAGGUGUUUGACGCAGAUAACAGUGGAGAUGUGGACUUUCAAGAGUUUAUAACAGGUUUAUCCAUCUUCAGCGGACGUGGAAGCAAAGAUGAAAAACUAAAAUUCGCCUUCAAGAUAUACGACAUUGACAAGGACGGCUUCAUCUCGAACGGUGAACUAUUCAUAGUGCUGAAAAUCAUGGUGGGAAAUAACUUGGAAGACGAACAAUUGCAGCAAAUUGUCGAUAGAACGAUCCUGGAAAGCGACAAAGAUGCUGAUGGGAAACUCAGCUUCGAAGAGUUCAAGAGUGCCGUGGAAACCACAGAAGUGGCUAAUUCUUUGACAUUGAGAUGCGAUAUAUGA